GAAUUCCGAACAUUUGCGUGAGCAGAAGCACUUCUAGCGUCGACGUCACGCCAUGCUGGAUCUUCAGCAUUUCUAGCACCGAGAUCGUUCUGAACGAGCUGAGACAACCACAUACAACAUAGUGCCUAUUAUGUGGAUCACCUAACGCUUCCUCGGAGAAUGUCGGCGAACGCAAGGGACGCCAUGGCAUGCGCGCGGAUCAUGCAUGUCCACGAAGUGGUUGAAGCGGGGCAGUCCUUAUUGGGGACGCUAGUAAGGGUCACAGGCAGGAUCCGGCCAGUAGCAGGAGGAGACAACACUCGCAUCAGGAUUGAGGACAGGUCUGGAGCUGUGCUCGUUAUUGACACAUCGCGUAUAGUCACACCUGGCAUGCGGCCCAACAGCCUGUUCCAGUUCCUGGGGGAGUUGACCUGGCGAGAAGAGGCAGACGAGGGAGAAAACAUGGUGGUGGUUGCGCGGCUGGGCAGGUGUGUGGAGGGGAUGGAUGAGGGGCUGUUCGAGAAGGCGCUGGAGCUGAAGAGACAGUAUGAAAGCACCGACAGGGCUGUGAGAUAGAUGGGGAGCAACAGUUGGGGCAAUGAGAGUGCUUAGGAGGAGCACGAGAGGGCAGGUGCGUGGAGGGCAUGGAUGAGGGGCUGUAUGAGAAGACACUGGAGUUGAAGAGGCAGUAUGAAAGCACGACUAGUGCCGUGAGGUAGAUGGGGAGCAACAGUUCGGGCAAUGAGAGGUGCUUAGGAGGAGCACGACAGGGCAGGUGCGUGGCGCUGGAGCUGAAGAGGCAGUAUGAAAGCACGGACAGGGCCGUGAGGUAGAUGGAUAGCAAGACUGGCGCAAAGAGAGAGUGAGUAGGGAGAAGACGGCUGCGCACAUGUGUGGAGGGGAUGGACGAGGGGGUGUUUGAGAAAGCUUUGAAGCUGGAGGGACAGUAUGAACACACAGCCAGGGCUGUGAGAUAGCUAGGAGAGGCACGAGGUAGAGGGUUAUAGGGUAGCUGUAUGGGAUGUUUAUGUGAAUGGUGGUAGGUAGCAGAUGAUAAGCAAUUACCAUAUUUCCCAUUAUACAUUGUAUUGCAAACUUGGUUUCUCGAGCACCU
Closterium sp. NIES-67 is the source of this 1093-nucleotide messenger RNA. NCBI's taxonomy places the organism in Eukaryota, Viridiplantae, Streptophyta, Zygnematophyceae, Desmidiales, Closteriaceae. The record is from the annotation of a GenBank genome assembly.